CUGUAAAUAUUCAUAACACCUGCCUAGAUCAUGGCCACAGUUAUCAGAACUUUGGAAAUGAAUUAAAAUAAAGUGAGGCGCACUCGCGUGUAGAUAUGGGAGAAGCUUGUAGUUUUAAAUUCAUCUUGACAGCUCGCAAAAGGGUGCACCCGCAGGUAUCGGAUCCAAAUAUUCGGUGCACGAUGCCCCCGCGUAAUAGGAGAACAUCAUUUACGCAUUCAGCGAGCCAGAUAUUCCAUGAAAUUGAUCAAAUAUGCGGCACUUGACGUUUUCUGUUGUUAGAAUAUGUUUUUGUUUUCAAAGUCCAAGUAUGAUAUCCAGACCAGAAAUAAUUCGCUAUUUUGACAGAAUCGCUGAACGUUUAUUUAGUCGCUAUUUAGAAUAUAGUCGGAAUCAAUCAAUUUGCCACUUUCGCCUCCUCCAUUUUCUCCUCCCUCUCGCCUAUUUGUGAUGUCUUGUGUCGUGUUGUGACAGCGCUGGUAUUGUUUAUUGAGGUGGAUGUCAAGUAUAAUUAGCAAUCGAUAUGGAAAACGUUUCGUGUCAUGGUUUUGACGUCACCGACGAUUAGGGUUUCUUAUUGGUUGCGAAUUCCCCAGCGCGAGUGCUAGUUAUUUGUACAAGGGGAGAGUUGAUGUUGACAAAGAGGGUGAGCGCAAAAAAGCCUGUGCGCCUUCCUCAGUCACCUUAUUCCUCACCCGAGAGCGCAAAGCAUGUCCACGCUCGCCCCUCUACGGCUGCUGCAUGCAUUCUAAGGGAAGAAUUGGAGCUUGUUUGCCCAGACAAACGGUUCCCUGAUCCGGAGAUGAAAUGAUGGAUAGCCGGAUCCUCGAGCAUCAUCAUGCCCAGUUUGGAGGCUCUUUGGGAGGCAUGGUUGGAAUGGGGUUUCCCUACCACAUCGGCCCCCAUCACGUUUACGAUCUUUCCGGACACCAGCUACAGUCGGCGGCCGCAGUACCGUUUUCUAUAGACGGAUUACUCAACGGAUCAUGCUCAGCGUCUGUUGCAAACUCUAACCCAUUACUCGGAUCUGGCUGUGGCGUAAACGGGGAUAGUCGGUAUAAACUCAGCGAUUCCGGAGACCAUGACAAGGAAAGCCCUGGUUGUAAACGGAGGCGAACGCGUACAAAUUUUACGGGCUGGCAGCUGGAGGAACUAGAGAAAGCGUUCAACGAAAGCCAUUAUCCGGAUGUGUUCAUGCGAGAGGCGCUCGCGCUACGUCUAGACCUUGUUGAGUCACGUGUUCAGGUGUGGUUCCAAAACCGGCGAGCGAAAUGGCGCAAAAAGGAGAACACGAAGAAAGGGCCAGGUCGACCGGCUCACAACUCUCACCCCACUACAUGCAGCGGCGAGCCAAUGGACCCAGAAGAGAUCGCGCGACGAGAGUUGGAGCGCUUAGAAAAGAAAAGGCGAAAACAGGAACGCAAACUCCUCAAGUCACAGAACAAACUUUUAGCGGGUGAGCUCUUACAUACGCCCGGAUCUGACAGCGACAGCGGAGUAUCGCAGAGCACAGAUAGCGAGUCGGCACCGCACAACGUGCUUCAGCCUAAAGCACAUCGACAACAAACAGAACACAUAUGUGACCCACGCCACCAAAGAACCGGAACAGUCAACGAGACAGCUGAGCCCAUAGACCCCACUCUGAACUCUGCUUUGUGCCCUGCGAACGCCAUCACACGCGCAUCCACGCACCAGAAACUCAACCCAUUUAGUGUGGAGAGUUUACUAUCCGACUCAAGUCCCAGGAGAAAUGCUAUCCUGGAUUUUUCUCAGUUACCGCCACGGAGACCACUGAUCGGAAAAGGCCAUUUCCUCCUGUAUCCUAUUACCCAGCCACUUGGUUUCAUUGUGCCACAGACAGCGAUGAAACCGAGUCAGGAUACAGUAAACUCGGAUCACAACUGUCCCACGACAGACUUCUUGACCCCAAAUAAUCACUUGUGCAAGGGUACAAAUGUCAAUGAGGCCACAAACGAUGCACUGCAAAGAGAAAGCCACAACUCUUCCAAACAGACAAUACACACAAGCUCAGAAUCUAAUUCACCACAAAACGAGUUUGCAAAUGAGCCCGAGGUCACAAACUCUACCCAGAAAGGAGGCAUCUCGCCUAACCUGUCCGAAUCGGACACGAAAACGCGCAGUUCUGCAGAAAACACAAAUCCAGAUGGAGAGGACAUUAACAAGGACUGACAUAGGUAUAAUUGUAGAGCCAAGCUGACUUGUCACAAUCCCAAAGCUGAUCAUGACACAUUUUUUUUUUUUGUAUAAAAGACUGUUUGAAUUCAUUUUUAUAGCCUACUUUUUUUUUUUUUUUUUCUUCCAGAAACGGAUAUUCUCUAUUCAGGUGGACUAUCGCUUUAUGUUUCAUCUCGGCUUAAAAUGUCUGUUCCGAUUUAGCAAUCAACUUGAAGUUAGCUUACGAGCAGGAUACAAGUACAACACCAAUCCUCAAACAAUGUAUAAGUAAUAAAGUAUCAAGAUAUUUAUAUAUGUAACGUUUUGAUAA
Messenger RNA from Xyrauchen texanus (razorback sucker), 2506 nucleotides. RefSeq names its product homeobox protein unc-4 homolog. Gene Ontology annotation, biological process: regulation of DNA-templated transcription. Gene Ontology annotation, molecular function: DNA-binding transcription factor activity, RNA polymerase II-specific; sequence-specific double-stranded DNA binding. Bases 808 to 2190 code for a protein of 460 amino acids. The transcript has 3 exons. The record is from RefSeq and is a predicted model, not a curated record. Lineage: Eukaryota; Metazoa; Chordata; Actinopteri; Cypriniformes; Catostomidae.